This is a messenger RNA of Scomber japonicus (chub mackerel), 1804 nucleotides long. RefSeq names its product protein jagged-1a-like. Gene Ontology annotation, molecular function: calcium ion binding. The record is from RefSeq and is a predicted model, not a curated record. Gene Ontology annotation, biological process: multicellular organism development; Notch signaling pathway; cell communication. Bases 44 to 1804 code for a protein of 586 amino acids. Gene Ontology annotation, cellular component: protein-containing complex; plasma membrane. The transcript has 13 exons. Lineage: Eukaryota; Metazoa; Chordata; Actinopteri; Scombriformes; Scombridae.
CCACUGAGCACAGAGAUCCGCCAGGCAGCAACCGUCCGCCGGCAUGAGCCUCACCCGGAGCCCCGUCCUCCUGCUGCUCCUCCCGGCCGCGCUGCUGCUGCUCUGCGCCCGCAUCCAGGUGUCUUCAGCUUCGGGACACUUUGAGCUCCAGAUCUUAUCGAUGCAGAACGUUAAUGGGCGGCUGCAGAGCGGCGCCUGCUGCGACCGGACCCGACCAGACGCCUCCGCCGACCGCCGGUGUGCUGCGAUGGACGAGUGUGACACUUACUUCCGCGUCUGUCUGAAGGAGUACCAGCUGAAGGUGAGCUCGGCCGGACCCUGCAGCUUCGGAGCCGCCUCCACGCCAGUCCUCGGCGGGAAUACUUUCUCUUUACGCAACGGCAAGAGCGACAAGGCCGGGAUCGUGCUACCGUUCAGCUUCGCCUGGCCGAGAUCGUACACGUUGAUCGUGGAAGCUCUGGACUUCAACAACGACUCUUCAUCCGGCAGUGUGGGCGGGGGGGCUCUGAUAGAGAAGGCCGUCCACUCAGGGAUGAUCAACCCGAGCCGUCAGUGGCAGAGCCUGAAGCACACCGGGCCGGCGGCUCAGUUCCACUUCCAGGUCCGGCUCAGCUGUGACGAACACUACUACGGCUUCGGAUGCAACAAGUUCUGCAGACCCAGAGACGACUUCUUCGGACACUACGAGUGCGACCACAACGGGAACAAGACCUGUCUGGACGGCUGGGCGGGGCCAGACUGCAACACGGCGAUCUGCAGGCAGGGCUGCAGCACUGAACAUGGAUCCUGUAAAGAUCCUGGAGAGUGCCGGUGUCUGUACGGGUGGCAGGGUGAGUACUGUGAUCAGUGUAUCCCUCACCCCGGCUGUGUUCAUGGAAGCUGUGUGGAGCCGUGGCAAUGUCUGUGUGACACCAACUAUGGAGGACAGCUGUGUGACAAAGAUCUGAACACGUGCAGAACUCGACAGCCGUGUCUGAACGGAGGAACCUGCAGCAACACGGGACCUGAUAAAUACCACUGCUCCUGUCCCGAGGCCUUCUCUGGAAUACACUGUCAGAGAGCUGAUCAUGCCUGCCUGUCGUCUCCGUGUCUGAACGACGGUCGCUGUGAGGAGACGGCUCAGGGCUUCGAGUGUCACUGUGGCCCCGGCUGGACCGGACCCUCCUGCUCCAUCAAUGUGGACGAGUGUCUGGUGAACCCCUGCAGUCACGGAGGAACCUGCCAGGAUCUGAUCAACGGCUUCAGGUGCAGCUGCCCCCCCCAGUGGACCGGCAAGACCUGCCUCAUCGACGCUAACGAGUGUGCAGAGAACCCGUGCGUCAACGCCAACUCCUGCCGAAACCUGAUUGGAGGAUAUUUCUGCGAGUGUCUUCCUGGUUGGACGGGUCAGAACUGUGACAGCAAUAUUAACGACUGUCGAUCUCAGUGUCAGAACGGAGCCACGUGUAAGGAUCUGGUGAACGGUUAUAAAUGUGUGUGCGCUCCGGGCUUCGGCGGCAAUCACUGUGAGAAAGACGUGGACGAGUGCGCCAGCGGUCCGUGCCUCAACGGCGGCCGUUGCCAUGACGAAGUGAACGGCUUCCACUGCCUGUGCCCACCUGGUUUCUCUGGGCGACGCUGUCAGUCGGAUGUUGAUUUCUGCCUCGACGGUCCGUGUCUAAACGGCGGUCAGUGUUUCAACCUGGCGUCGGACUACGUGUGUAAAUGUCCAGAAGACUACGAGGGCAAGAACUGCUCGCGCCUGAAGGACCACUGCCGCACGACGCCCUGCAAAGGUUCCACAUCUCAUCUACUUCCUGUCUGA